CUGAUAUAUAUUUUUUAUUUUGGCAGAUCAGCUCCUCCCACACUGGGAUACAUCACCAGUGAAACUCCUCCCACAGCAGUCACAUCAUCAGUGAAGCUCCUCCCACUGGAAUACAUCAAUAAAUGCUGGGAUAUUCCCAUUAAAGGAGCAUCAGGAAGAGCUGAAACCAGUAAAGACUGAGUUUAUUAAAGAGGACAGUGAGAACAUGAGUGAUCCAGAAUCCUGCAGAAUGAAACACACUGAAGAUACCGAAGAACAAAGAGAGCUGAUGGAAGUGAAGGAGGAGAAUGAAGAACUGAGUGAAGUGGAGGAGGAACAUCAUGACAAACCUGGAGAAAAACCUUUGAGUCGCUCAAAGACUAAAAAUACAUUUCUAAUGAAAAGAGACAUGAAAUCUUUCACCUGCACUCAGUGUGGAAAGAGUUUCUCAACCAAACAACAUCUUAAGAUUCACAUGAGAGUUCACACAGGAGAGAAGCCGUUCACAUGUGAUCAGUGCGGGAAGAGCUUCAAACAAAAAGGACAUCUUAAAGAACACAUGAAAGUUCAUACAGGAGAGAAGCCACACACAUGUGAUCAAUGUGGGAAGUGCUACAGUCAAUCAUCACGCCUUAAAGAACACAUGAUGAUCCACACAGGAGAGAGACCGUUCACAUGUGAUCAAUGUGGGAAGAGUUUCACAUCAAAACAAAGUCUUGAGAUUCACAUGAGAGUUCAUACUGGAGAGAAUCCGUUCGCAUGUAAUGAAUGCGGCAAACUGUUUCUCUGGGCAUCAGCCAUGAAGAGACACCUGAAAGUUCAUACAAAGGAGAAGCCACAUUCAUGUUCUGUGUGUGGAAAGAGUUUUUCACAGCUGUAUAGUUUACAAAGACAUGAGAAAAUACACACUGGUGUGAGAGAGUACAUGUGCUUCGAGUGUGAGAAGACUUUUACUACAGCAAGAUGUUUAAUACAGCACCAGAGGAUCCACACUGGAGAGAAACCUUACAAGUGUUCACACUGUGACAAGAGAUUCAGUUGUUCAUCAAAUCUGAAAACACAUGAGAGGAUCCACAGCAGAGAGAAGCCGCACACGUGUGAUCAGUGUGGAAAGAGUUUCUCUUCUAAAAAUCAGCUGAAGAUACACAUGAAGAUCCAUGCAGUGGAGAAACCACAUCACCACAGUCUGAAAUCACGAUAAGUAGUUCAUCUUUGUGCUGAGAAACAAAGUAGUUUCCUUACAGCCACAAUAAGCGGCAGGACAGUUUGAUGGUUGCUUGAAAAAUCUGAAUCUUCUCCUGAAACUACAACAGUUCGAUCAAAUCACUGUUAAAACAGACUGUAUGAAUUCUUCCCUUAAGGUCAGUGUGACAAACUAGUGACUUACACUUAGUGAACAAACUGCUAUGUUUCUAUUAUUGUCAUUUACAACAUAACAUUAAAACAACCUACAACUAUUAACUUGUUGUUGCUCCUCUUCAUUAAUUCCAUGAUAAAUCUCCCACCAUUUCCCAUCAUCAUUCCUUCGAUCUUCUGUAGUAGUUCUUGUACCUGAAUGUCUGAUUUACUCUUGAUAUUGCAACAGUAAAAUCGUCCUCCACAUUCAGUCAACAGCAUGAUGUUUCAGUGUUAGAUGUUCAUCACUAUGUUCAUCACUCCCUGUUUUUGUCUGUGACUUUUUUUUUAUUCUUGUGGAAAUAUCCAACCUGGUGGGAUUAUUUUGCCUCAGACUUCGUCACAGGACAGUGCUGUUCCUCAACAUGCUCCCAAACUCAAAACGACUUAAAAGGACAAUC
Messenger RNA from Megalobrama amblycephala (Wuchang bream), 1775 nucleotides. RefSeq names its product gastrula zinc finger protein XlCGF7.1-like. Gene Ontology annotation, cellular component: PcG protein complex; transcription regulator complex. Gene Ontology annotation, biological process: regulation of transcription by RNA polymerase II. Gene Ontology annotation, molecular function: DNA-binding transcription factor activity, RNA polymerase II-specific; RNA polymerase II cis-regulatory region sequence-specific DNA binding. The record is from RefSeq and is a predicted model, not a curated record. The transcript has 2 exons. The coding region runs from base 206 to 1180 and encodes 324 amino acids. NCBI's taxonomy places the organism in Eukaryota, Metazoa, Chordata, Actinopteri, Cypriniformes, Xenocyprididae.